UUUUAAUGAACUGACAGUUUAUUACUAAUUAUUAUUUUGAGUGUAAAUAGCUAAAAUAAUUUGGCUCCCCAAUAAUUUAAUUAUAUAUAACUAAGUAAUUCUGAAUUAUAAUUAUGUUUAUUUAAUAAACGUGAUAAAUAUUAAUGUUUCUCAAGAAGUUUUAAGGAUUAAAAAUGGCCAAUCGUACGGUAAAAGAUGCAAAAUGUGUACACGGUACGAAUCCGCAAUAUUUAAUUGAAAAAAUUAUCAGAUCAAGAAUAUACGAUUCCAAAUAUUGGAAAGAAGAAUGUUUUGCCCUUACAGCCGAAUUAUUAGUCGACAAGGCUAUGGAAAUACGAUAUAUUGGUGGAGUUAGUGGCGGUAACAUUAAACCUUGCCCAUUUUUGUGUUUAACAUUAAAAAUGUUACAAAUUCAACCAGAAAAAGAUAUCGUUGUAGAAUUUAUAAAAAAUGAAGAAUUCAAAUAUGUUCGAGCAUUAGGAGCGUUUUAUAUGAGACUAACUGGUACAUCUUUAGAUUGUUAUAAAUAUUUAGAACCAUUAUUCAAUGAUAAUCGUAAACUUCGAAGGCAAAAUCGAAAUGCACAAUUUGAAUUAAUACAUAUGGACGAAUUUAUCGAUGAAUUGUUACGGGAGGAACGAGUGUGUGAUGUAAUAUUACCGCGAAUUCAAAAACGACAUGUACUUGAAGAGAAUAAUGAAAUAGAACCAAAAAUUUCGGCUUUAGAUGAUGAUUUAGACGAAGAAAUGGUUAGUGAUGAUGAUGAUGCUAAAGUCGAACAAAAAUACUCUUUAGAUGAAGUACAUCAUUCUAAAAAUAAAGAAGAGAGAAGUAAUCACAGAGAAGAAAAACGUGAAAAAGAACGAGAUCGUGAGCGUGAAAGAAGGCAUAAGGAGAGAGAACAUCGUUCAGAAAAGAAACAUAGGGAGAAAGAAAAAGAAAGAGAUCGUAGCCGAGAACGUCGUCGAGAAAAACGAGAAAGAGAGAAUCGUGGCCACAGAGAUACUCGGGAAGAUGACAGAGAACGAAGAAGAGAUAGGGAGAACAGAGAUCGUAGAUAUUAAUUUAAUGUACCGUGUGGAA
This is a messenger RNA of Chrysoperla carnea, 1083 nucleotides long. RefSeq names its product pre-mRNA-splicing factor 38 (gene Prp38). The record is from RefSeq and is a predicted model, not a curated record. Gene Ontology annotation, cellular component: precatalytic spliceosome. The coding region runs from base 174 to 1064 and encodes 296 amino acids. NCBI's taxonomy places the organism in Eukaryota, Metazoa, Arthropoda, Insecta, Neuroptera, Chrysopidae. The transcript has a single exon.